AGGAAAAGAAAAGAAAAACAAAAAUAAAAAAUCUGCUGGGAAAGUGUCACACACUUCGCGUGUUGGUGUCGUUUCUACUUUUUCUCUCACUACUCUCUAUCUUUCCGUCAUUAACCGGAACCCUAAUUCGAUCUGCCGGAACUCGCACUCACCGUAAAUGAUUGUACGAUUGAGGAAUAGGUGAGAUCAGAGGGGCUGGAUUUCCUCGCCGAAUGGAGGGAGGUAGCGUCUUUAGAUUUUCUUUUUCUGGGAUACAUCCAUGGAUUAUGAUGACAAUGAUUUUCAAAGCCAGAAUCUCCAUAUACCUGGUGAAGGGAGCACAAAAUUUCCUCCUGUUUUAAGGCCUUAUGCUCUCCCUAAGUUUGAUCUGGACGAAAGCCUUCAAGGGCAUUUAAGAUUUGAUAGUUUGGUUGAAACUGAAGUUUUCCUUGGUAUUGAAAGUAACGAAGAUAAUCAGUGGAUUGAAGCAUACUCCCGUGGGAGUAGUGGAAUAGAGUUUGGUUCAACUGCUGCUGAAACUUGCUCUAUUUCAAGGCACAAUAAUGUUUGGUCUGAGGCCACUUCCUCAGAAUCUGUUGAAAUGCUAUUAAAAUCUGUUGGACAGGAGGAAUUUAUCCCAAGAGAAACUGAUAUACAGGAGUCUGAUGCCUUUGAUGAACUGGCAUGCUUAGCUAAGCAAAUGGAGCCUGAUCCAAAACCUGAUGAUAGAAAUGAAUAUAAAGAUAACGCUACUGAUUUAAAGACACCAGGUUUUAUCCAUGAAAACUUGGCUGGUUCAAAAGAAGAAGAAAGAGACCAGUCUCUGGCUGUAGUUUCCCAAGGUGAACUGUCCAUUGAUGGGAGUUUAAGUAAUCUGCCACCACAUGAUUUAUUGGGAAAUGAUGACUUGCCUGUGGCUAGGGGAAUUCCCAUUACCGAUGACAACAGUGAUGAUGCAAAUGAACAAAAAGUUGAGAUUGUGGCUGAUGGUUCUCUUGAAGAAAAAACACCAGAGGACUCGGCUGUGUCUGGGCCGAAGAAUAAUAGUAUUACUGUAACUUCCAUACAAAAUAUCUCUUCUACUUGUGAAGUAUUAGAGAUUCAAAAUGUGCAGAAUCAUGUAGUUCACAUGGGUCAUGAGGAGCAAAGUUCUAUACAGAUGCAAUCUAAGGAACACGAUUUGGAUUCUUUGGCGAUUAACAUAGAUUCUGAUGUUGAAAUUCGAACUUCAAAUUUAAAGGCAGUUGGGGCAGAAGAACUUCUUUCUGAUAAACCUCUUUGUUCAAUUCCUAUGGAAGAAGCAUUGAAAAGUGGCAAUGUAGUUGAAGGCCUGGAGACUUCUGGAAGUAGUUUAGGGGGCUCCUUGGGCAUGGUAUCUGAUGACAUUUCUGGCUUGCAGAACACAGGAAGAUCCAAUGAAGAUGCAUGUUUCAGAGAUUUGUCUUCAGCCAAUGCAAAUGAAGAUACAAUUGUGGAUAAUCUAUCUGCUGUAAAUACAUGUGAUUCACCAAUCGUUGCAAUUAAAGACGAUUCCAGUUCUGAGGGGCAAAUAAUUGGGGUCGGCAAAUCUGACCAUGGUACUUGUCCUAAUUUUCAGAAGAAUACUGUUGAGACUACAUAUAGCGAAAACAGUGAUGCUAAGGAAAAUGAGUUAGCAAACAAUGGUAACCAGAUGGAUAUGGAGCUUUCAUUCAGUAAGUCAGAGGCAUCUAUUUUUUCUGUUGGGAAUGAUAAAACUUCUACUAUUAAUAAAAGGAAUGAUGAUAUCAAAGCAGGUGGUUUCGCAAGUUUAAGUUCAGUGAAUUCUACAACAUCAUGUAUUUUGGGUGAGGAAGCACAGGUAUGUGAAAAUGAUGAGCCUGACAAGCAGGGUGACCAAGGAAGCUUUUUUCAAGAUAUUUCUGCCAUUGACCUAGUGAAUAAAAAGGCCACUACUGAUUCCAGCGUAAUGCAUUGCAAUGUUGACCAACCACAUCAUGUUGAUUGUGGAGUUAGUUCAUCAUCUCUUAGUACAGAUAACUUGGAAACUAACUUGACUACUGCCAGAGUAUCAGAUGAUGUUGAGCCUGUCAAUAAUUCAGAUGUUACACUACCUAACAGAGUUGUAUCCACACAUGGAGUUACAGACCACUUUGAAGUUGAAGGAGUGAUGCUUGUUGGGUCUGCUUCUAUUGAUGAAAAGGACAACACAGAAGCUACCGUAGCCAAUGAAGCAAGUGCUGAAACUACCUUAGCUAAUGAAACAAGCGCUGAAGCUACAGAAACCAAUGAAGCAAGCGCUGAAGCUAAAAUAUGCAUUGAAUUAAGCUCUGAAGGUAAAAGAGCCAAUGAAUCUAGCUCUGAAGCUAAAAUAGUUAGUGACGUAAGCUCUGAAGCUAAAGUAGCAUAUGAAGCAAGUUCAACACUUCCUGUUGGGUCUUCUGAACAGGAAACUGCUCCUUGUCCUGAUACUGGAACUAAAAAGUUACAUUUUUUUGAUACAUCAAGACAGCCGUUGUGCGAGACAAUAAGCAGUUGUGUGACAACUGCUUCUGGAAAGAUGGAUAAACCUCAAGAGACACCAGGUGAUAAGGCUGAUCAGGAAUGUGCAAAAGAGGCUGGUGAGGCUCUAGUUCUCCAUGAAUCAAUAGAGAUGGGGGGUGAUGAAGUUUCCAUUUCUUUUACCAAGGAUGACAAGGAGGCAAUACCAGAGUUCCAUGACAAGUCAUCCUCAAAAGUAUCAGGUAAAGAUUUAUCGGCAAAUAUAAGUUCCAAAUCUUCUUUGGCUGAUUCUUGCACCAAGUUGCAUGAAACGGGAAGCAGUCCUGCCAACCAUACUGAUAAUGCUCGUGGUACCUCUGUUAAUUUUCAAAGCCAACCUGAAACUGAAAAAGAUGUGAAUCAAGUUAAGCCUUCCGGUCAUCUAAACCCUUCAAUUUCUGAAAGCAUAAAGAAGGAUGCAUUGAACAUGUCAACGGAUCAUGAUCCUAAGGGGAAUGGUGCAUCUAAAGACGAGAGAAGCUUAGCUCCUGUGGCAAAUUUGCCCAAAAAAAGUGUUUCAGGAAAGACCACCAAAGGAACAAAUUCUGGCAAAAGGCAACGAGCUGCUGCCAACCAAGCUUCAAUGGUUGGAGAGGAAUCUCCGCUUGCUUCUGUAGUAGGUGCUCCCAAAACCAAAGUUGCUGGAAAUAUCUCCCUUGGGACUCCACAAAUAUCUGAUGGUGUCAUGGCACUCACUGUGUCUCAAGGAACACCUGAACACAAACCUAGGCGUUCCUCUAAUAAGACAGCUGGAAAGGAAACUUCUAGGAAAGCAAAUAAAGGAAAAAGUCCAGGAAAACAUUCAGAAAGAGGGGAUAGAUCAACUAGCUUGUCUUUGAGCCCGUCCCCUGGUUACCAGGUGAUGCAAUUGAAUGAGAUGCAGCAGUACGGGCAUGUUGAUUCUGUCAGUACAAAGCAAUUUGCUAUUUUAAAUGCUUCCACUUCUAGCCUUCCAGAUUUGAACUCUUCUGCUUCUCCACCUGUUCUGUUUCAACAGCCUUUCAUGGAUAUUCAGCAAAUACAAUUGCGUGCACAGAUCUUUGUCUAUGGAGCGUUGAUUCAAGGCAUGGUACCUGAUGAGGCCUAUAUGAUAUCAGCUUUUGGGGGCCCAGAUGGUGGAAGGAGUAUUUGGCAGAAUGCCUGGUCUUCCUGCAUGGAGAGGCAGCAUGGUAAAAAAUCUCAUCCCAUGAACCCGGAAAUGCCUUUGCAAUCAAGAUCCGGUGCAAGAACCACUGAUGUAGCAGUUAAGCAAAAUGCACUUCAAGGUAUCUCUUCACCUCUUGGUGUAGCUGGCAACAAGGCUACUCCGACAAUUGCCAACCCAUUAAUACCCAUUUCAUCACCCCUUUGGAGUUUACAAACUCCUUCCUGUGAUUCCCUUCAAAAUGCCCUUGCAAGAGGUUCUAUUGUGGAUUAUUCACAGGCACUUACUUCUUCGCAUUACCAAACCCCUCCUUUCAGAAACUUUCUGGGACACAACACAUCUUGGUUAUCCCAAACCCCUCUUCGUGGAUCAUGGACUCCAAUUCCUGCCUCUGAUAGCAACACUUCCCAUAUUUCUGCGUUACCUCUCACUGAUACAAUUCAGUUCAAUUCUGUCAAAGGAUCGUCGGUUCCUCCAAGUAUUAAAAAUGCUCCUCUUGGUCUGCCACCUUCUAGUGCAGGUGGGCAAAGUGUCUUUUUGGCAACUACCCCUCUGCAUGAUACAAACAAUGUGAUGGUAUUGAAUGCUCAGCAUUCUUCAGAUCCAAAACCCAAAAAAAGAAAAAAAAGUAUGGUGUCUGAGGAUCUUGGGCUGAAAGCCAUGCAUUUGCAGUCUCAACUAGUAGCAACUCCUGUUGUAAGCAGCCAUAUAUCUACUUCUGUUGCCACUGCAACCCCUGUUGGGAGUGUGCCCAUAACUACUGUUGAAAAAUCAGUUGUGUCUGUAACUCCUCUAUCUCUUGCUGAACACCUCACAAGUGACUGGAAUGUUAAGAUGAGGAUUUUGUCAGAUGAGUCUCUUACAAAAAUUAAGGAGGCUAGAGAGAAUGCUGAGGAAGCUUCUGCUCUUUCUGUGGCUGCUGUGAAUCAUAGCCUGGAGAUAUGGAAACAGUUGGAUAAACACAAAAAUUCUGGACUGGUGUCAGAUAUUGAGGCCAAAUUAGCAUCUGCUGCAGUAGCAGUUGCCGCUGCUGCUGCUGUUGCAAAGGCAGCUGCUGCUGCUGCCAAUGUUGCAUCAAAUGCUGCAUUGCAUGCAAAAUUAAUGGCUGAUGAAGCAUUAGUUUCAUCUGGUUAUGAGAGUUCUUGCCAAAUUUCUUGUUCAGAGGGUAUGAAUAACUUAGGAAAAGCAACCCCUGCGUCCAUCUUGAAGGGUACUAUUGGAACCAAUAGCUCUAGUUCUAUCAUCGGAGCUGCAAAGGAGGCUGCAAGGAAGAGAGUGGAAGCUGCUUCAGCUGCUAGAAAACGAGCUGAAAAUAUGGAUGCUAUUGUGAAGGCUGCUGAGCUGGCAGCAGAAGCUGUAUCCCAGGCUGGAAAGAUUGUAACUAUGGGUGAUCCUUUGGCAUUAAAUGACUUAGUAGAAGCUGGUCCAGAGGGUUGUUGGAAUGCAGCCCGAGAAUCAAGUCAGCAAGUUGGCUUGUUAAAAGACAUGACCCGUGGUCUGGUUAGCGCUGACAAUAUUGGAGACAGACCUGGAGCUUCCCAGAUACGUAAUAGAGAUAUUUCAUCUGAUGAAAAGGGGAAGACUGCUGCAAGAGAGAAGUCACCUUUUCAUACAGUGCAGAGUGAGAUAUCUCAGAACUAUAUGAAAGGCAUUGAUGGCAUUUCUUCUAUUAAUGUCAAUGAAAACAGUUCAAAAGGACCAAACCUAGUCAAUCCCAUUGACGAGCUUCCUGAAUCUGAGAUUGAAAUGCAGGCUGCUUCCACAGCUGGCAAUAGACCUGAAGAUGUGGAGGAAGAUAGCAUAAAGGAGGGCUCACCUGUAGAGGUUUUCAAAGAUGGAGAAGGAUUUAAGGCAGCAUGGUACAAAGCCAAAGUAUUAAGUGUGAAGGAUGGUAAAGCUUAUGUAAGCUACGAUUUGCCUGUUGAUGAUGAAGGUGCAGGGCCUUUGAAGGAAUGGAUUUCACUUGAAGGUGAAGAAGACAAACCUCCCAGAAUACGCAUUGCUAGUAAUAUACCUGGUUUGCGUAACGAAGGGACAAGGAAGAGACAGAGGGCAGCUAUGGUAGAUCAUAAUUGGUCUGUUGGGGAUAGGGUUGAUGCAUGGGUAGAAGACAGCUGGCAGGAGGGUGUUAUCACAGAUCAGAACAAGAACGAUAAAACAAUAACUGUUCACUUCCCAGUUAGUGGAAAAACAUCACUUUUCAGAGCUUGGCAUCUACGUCAAUCUUUUAUUUGGAAGGAUGGGAAAUGGAUUGAGGCUCCCAUGGCUGGUGCAAAUGAGAGUUCUACGCAUGAGGGUGAUACACCUCAUGAAAAACGACUCAAGUUAGGUAGUCCUUCAGUAGAGGUAAAGGGUAAGGGCAGGAUUCUGAAAGGAACUACUGCCGUAGAGUCAGCAAAUCCUGGCGAGUUGAGGUUACUGGACUUGACUGAAAAUGAUAAAGUGUUCAAUAUUGGGAAGAACAGCAAGAAUGAAAAUAAAUCUGAUGCACACAGAAUGGUAAAGACUGGUCUUCCAAAAGAAGGAUCAAGAGGGAUUUUUGGUGUUCCUAAACCUGGGAAGAAAAGGAAAUUUAUGGAAGUAAGCAAGCAUUACGUUGCUGAUGGGACAAGUAAGAUCAACGAUGGAAAUGAUUCGGUUAAGCUUUCAAACUUCCUGGUACCACAAGGUACCGGUGGAUCACGUGGCUUGAAAAACACCUCAAAAAAUGAUACCAAGGAAAAACUCGGAGCUGGCUCCAGGCCUGCUUUUAAGUUUGGAAAACAGCAGAGUGUUUCAGGGAGAGUGAUCCCACCGAAAGAAAACACUUUAUCAAGUCGUGCAGAAAGGAUCAAGGAUUCUUCAAGUCAUUUUAAGAAUGUAUCUCAGAGUGAAAAUCAGGUGGAAAGAGGGAACGUUGGAGCUGGGGUUGGACCAAUCUUGUAUUCGUCCCUUGAGUCUUUAACUGAUUCUCAUUCCACUAAAAAGACAUUAACAUCAAGGGCAAGUAAAGGAAAACUUGCACCUGCUGCUGGUGGAAGGUUGGCUAAGAUUGAUGAGGAAAAAGCCUUCAAUGGAAAUCCUGUGAAGUCAACAUCUGAUAUCGCUGAGCCUCGUAGAUCCAAUCGCAGGAUACAGCCAACUUCUAGACUAUUAGAAGGAUUGCAGAGCUCUUUGAUUAUCUCAAAGAUUCCUGCUGCUUCACAUGAAAAGGGUCACAAAAACCAGAAUCGGAAUAUUUCUAGGGGGUAACCAAAGUUAAACGAGAAGUUGCUAUAUGCGGUUUAGUUGGAAGAACAAUACACUCGGCAUAGAUGUGUAUAUUUAUUUAUAAUAGGGAACAUAGGAAUGGAAAUUCUUGUUUCCUUUGUUUUAGGCAGACUAGUCCAGUAGAUGUUAAUAUCGAUUUUAUGUUGUUUACAGAAUGGUUGAAUUUGAUCCUGUAGGCUGUAUAUGGAAUUUAUCCAUGUUGACUUGUUUAUAGAAAGGUUUGUUGAUAUGAUCAAAUGGUAAAGUCAUGUUCCUCUUCUCCUUUGAA
Vigna angularis (adzuki bean) is the source of this 7160-nucleotide messenger RNA. RefSeq lists its product as uncharacterized. The coding region runs from base 260 to 6874 and encodes 2204 amino acids. NCBI's taxonomy places the organism in Eukaryota, Viridiplantae, Streptophyta, Magnoliopsida, Fabales, Fabaceae. The transcript has 16 exons. The record is from RefSeq and is a predicted model, not a curated record.